Molecule: messenger RNA, 921 nt
Organism: Prorocentrum cordatum
Lineage: Eukaryota; Dinophyceae; Prorocentrales; Prorocentraceae
Source: the annotation of a GenBank genome assembly
AUGGUUCAGGCCAUGCGCCUGCGCAGCGCCAGGUCUGACGCCCAAGAUCCCAGAAGAGUCUUCAGAUAUUUGGGUUCAAGCUCGCGCCAGCCAGCUUGCGUCGCCUUGGGCUUUCGAUCUUUUCGAGAUGUCUGCCACGGGAUACGCGUAUGCAGCGGCGCCGCCGAUGUACGCCGCCGAGCCAACCACAGCAUCCCCGACUGCAUAUUAUGGAGCCCCUGCAACAUACGCCAGCGCAUACGCUCCCCAGGGCACCUACCAGCAGUCCGCGGCGGUGACGUACUCUGCCCCCACGACUUAUGUCCAGGCUGCCGCGCCUCCGACCUACGUGGCCGCUGGGCAGCCACCCGUGUACGAGCAGGCCCCCGUCACCUAUGCGCAGCCCGCCGUGACCUACGCGCAGCCCCGGGGGAGUACACGUACGCGCAGCCCCAGACGUAUGCGCAGCCCCAGGCGUAUGUUCAGCCCCAGGCGUAUGCGCAGCCCCAGGCGUAUGCGCAGCCCCAGGCGUAUCAGUACGCGCAGCCCUCCUACCAAUAUGCGGGCGAGCAGCAGGUGCCAGCCCCCGCGGCGUACCAGUUCCCCACGGCGGCGUCCAUGGUCGCGGCUCCGCAGAUGGGGCUGCAGAGCGCUCCCUCGAUGGUGGCCUACCCGAUGUACGCGGGCCAGACCCAGCAGAUGCACAUGCCUGGUGCAGCCAUGUCGCCGUUCAUGGGGGCUCCGAGCGGCUUGCCUGAGGCAGGGGUGUCAGAUUCUUACGCGGGCACGAAGCCCGGGGCGGAUGUUGCGCCUGCCACGUCGGCGCCCACAGGAAUGACAGGAACCGGAUCCGCUGGUCCCCCCAAGAAGCUCUCAAGCAAGAAGGUGACAGGCACGAAGACAGGCGCCAAGAGCAAGAAGAAGAAGGGCGGCUGCUGCUGA